Fibroporia radiculosa is the source of this 741-nucleotide messenger RNA. RefSeq lists its product as uncharacterized. NCBI's taxonomy places the organism in Eukaryota, Fungi, Basidiomycota, Agaricomycetes, Polyporales, Fibroporiaceae. The transcript has a single exon. The record is from RefSeq and is a predicted model, not a curated record. Bases 1 to 741 code for a protein of 246 amino acids.
AUGUAUGUUGUCCUAUUCUGUGGUAUUCAAUGGGGACCCCACGACACGUCCCCUGAUCUCGUGGUCGACAUUAUUCGUGACAUGUUUGAUAGUGGCAACGACAUCCGAGGCGGUGGCAUUGCCAAGCGAGCCAACAAGUUCGAUCGAGUACAUACCCGAGAGUUUGUGUUCAAGAGCCAUGGACUGCACAGAUGGUUGAACACGGCUAGGGAGUAUAACUCUCCUUUGAAAGAUAUCAACAGAGGAGAAUGGACGGACCCAUCGCACCUCAAUAACUUAUGGAACGAUGUUUUGAAGGAGCAGUUGGAGAAGAACGAUAGGAUGGAUCACAGAUCAAUCAAAAGCGAUCUGCCUGGAGGUCCACAACAACCUAUGAAUGUAACGGGGUCGUACUCAAACUUCAGCUCCAAUCGAGAAGCACAGGAAUCGGUAAACAGCGCUAGCUUGGCACGGAAACGUGCUCGCAUUGGUGCACACUUUGGACAGGAUGUCUCUGCUAAUGGCGAAGGGUCGAAAAGGAGACGAAUAACGCGUUCUAUGUCACGCGGGAAUCUCGUAGGACAUGCAUCGUCAGCUGAAGCACGACCUGUAUCUUCGUUGAAGCGAUCUACCCGCAAUAGUGGCCGACCUGGACGUUCAAAUUCGAAUUCUGAAGGCACGUCUUCCAUGCGCCACAAUGAACAGACAUUUUUAACAAGUCUGAGAUCCGGUAAACGUCGCUCGAGGAAAGGAGAUGAUUAG